Messenger RNA from Esox lucius (northern pike), 1688 nucleotides. Its product is annotated as immunoglobulin domain-containing protein. Lineage: Eukaryota; Metazoa; Chordata; Actinopteri; Esociformes; Esocidae. Gene Ontology annotation, cellular component: cell-cell junction. The coding region runs from base 148 to 1071 and encodes 307 amino acids. Gene Ontology annotation, molecular function: cell adhesion molecule binding. The transcript has 7 exons. Gene Ontology annotation, biological process: cell-cell adhesion. The record is from RefSeq and is a predicted model, not a curated record.
GGGUUGUUAGCACUUUUUAUAAGGAAGACCUGGAAGCCACACCUCUCCCCCUACCAAUAAGUACAAGUAUCCUUGUUGACUUCUACUAUUUAGGUAAUAACAGGCAGCGUGGAAAAGGACAACAGAAUAUAAAAUCCAUCAACAAAGAUGAAAGGUUUUACACUCCUUGCGAUUAUUGUUGCAUAUGCUUACAGCAGUCAUGCAACCCUGCUCAUACAGGGCCCAGACAAGCCUGUUCUGGAGAACGGUAAUAUCACCCUGCGAUGUCUGGUCUCCAGCUCAGAGCUCAACACCAGCCAGGUCCAUUUCGAGAAGUUCUCCAAGUACUUGAUGCAGUGGUACCGAUUGGGGGAGGGGUACAUGUACCGUCGGUGUUUUCCUGAGUUUACCUUGAAGCGAGAGGGCGACAGUCUGCUCCUGUCUAUCAGCCGUGUCUACAGCUAUUUCCACCAGGGACUCUACCGCUGUGUCGCAGACAACACCACGACAAAUGAAAACGCCUCCCAGCCCCUGGCUAUCACGGUCAGCUACAUGCGUGAGCUCUCCGUGUAUGAUGUGUCCUCCUCCAGCCGGAAUUUCAUCAAGGAGAACCUGCAUGUGACCGCGGGGGAGAAUGUGGAGGUUGAGUGCUCCACCACGGCCUCAGAGAAACCACAGUACCUUUGGCAGAAAGUUGGAGAGGACUGGAUUCAGUCCUCCUCCAAGCUGAAGCUGAAGAAGGUGAGAAUGGAGGAUAGUGGAGUCUACGCCUGCGUUGCCACGCACCCCACCGAGUCCAGCCUGAAAAAGAGGCUCAACAUCUCCAUCACUGUGCUGCCUGCCAGCGUAAACAGUUUCCAGCAAGCUUGGUUUAACUCCACGAACGUGAUGUUGAUGUCCUUAGCGGUGGGGUUGGUCCUGCUGGUGCUGAUCCUGUCUAUGACUGCCUUCCUGGUUCGCAGAGCCAAGCAGACCAAGAGCACCAAGAGCACCAAGGGACCCAUUGAUGACCACUCCCAGAAGAAACCCAUCUACAAAGCCAGUGUGGAGUCUCUGCCCUCUACCAGUGGAGACACCCAGCCACUGGUGUGACCGUGCCAAGAGAUGGAAGGAGGAGAGGAGGAGCAGAAGGGGACUCACUGGAGAAAGAUGGUGAAGGGGGCAAGAGAGUGAAGAAUAGGAAGGAGGACAGAUGUCUGGGUUAUGGAUGCGGAGUAACAUCAGAGCUAUUAUCUAAGGCUGGCUGGGUGUAAAAGGAGGCGGACCAACAAUUGCUUUACUGGGGUGUUAUGCUUUCACUAGGGCUGGCUAAGUGUUCUUGAACAAAAGGUGUGCAAUUUUCUCUAUUGAUCUCGCAACCAGUAAAAUUUAGAUUUUCGUUCUUAUGUAGGGCAAUGGGAGUACUUUAUUAGCAGCACGCAGCUGCAGACGUUUGUCCUCGAGUGGUAACCUUGAGUUAACCUGAGUUAACUAAACUGUUGUAUCACUGGUGUGCCUUUUUUCUUGUUGUUUUAAAAUUUUACCUGUUUUUAAAAAAGGACGUGGAAAAUAGAAAUGUAUAACUUUAUGUAGCAUAUCAGUGCUGAAUCACUGAAAAAUUAUGAUAUAUCUAUAUUCCAAUGACAACUGCAUCUUUGCACUCAGAGCUAACUAUUUGCUGCAUUUUCUGUACUUUGAAUAUUUGUUAUAUAAAGAUCCUUAAGUUCUAA